AUCGACGAGCAAACAACUUUCUCGAGAACAAAAGGGAAAGAUGAUUUCGAGCACCACUGGUCCCGAUAGUGAUCUGGAGAGGGUUCGCGGAUCCGGCGAUAGCGUAGAGGAGGCUCAUCGCGAGGCGAUGAUGGAUACCGAGAACAUGACCCGAGAGCAGCGUAUGCUUGUCUCGGUAGCGAUGGUUCAAUCUCGCGCAGACGAUGACGGAGGCGAUGGCUCUCCUGACGACGGGAUGACUCCCUACUGCUUCUACCCGGGAAAUAUUUUCGAGGAGCAGCGCCGACUCGAUCCGUCGCGAGCUCGUCCCCCUGUAGUUGAGGGGCAAGACUGGAGGAACGUUUUACCGACGCGAUCCACAUUCGAGUCGGUGACGAAGCUGCUGAAGAGAGGCAAGGCGACCGGGGUUACAUUCAUAAUCCCGUCAAAGACCCAAAGGCCGUGGUCCCCCCCGAAGGGGUAUCAGUGCGUAUACGAGUCGUACUUCGAAAAGGACACGAAACUAUGGUUUCCGAUUCCUCGACUCGUCACCGCCUACACGAUGCGCCGAGGAGUCGCUUUGAGCCAAUUCUUGAAUGGCGCUUGGCGUCUAGCAGUUGCGCUGAUGGUGAUUGGGGCGGAAGCUGGCGCUGCUCUCAGCGUCCGAGCAUUUGAGGAGCUGGUCUCGGUGAAGAUUAAUCGAGGCCUGUUAUCACUGAAGAUACGCCCGAACUAUAAUGUGGUAACGGGCUAUCCGACCAAGACGAACGACUGGCAGCGAUCGUACUUCUAUGUUAAGUCCGAUCGCUCGGCUUUCGAGGAGCCGCUGAAGACCGGUUACCGUGUUCUUUGGAACAAUGAAUUUGGUAUUGAAUGUUCUUUAAUCUUUUACUGUUUCAGACUCCUGACCAUCUCUUUUUCUCUUGUUUUGACAGUUCCUCACUCGAAUACCGCGGAGUACGAGGAAGAUUUCUUGGAGAGUGCUCGGAUUAUCGCGUCCCAGAAACAGGAUUUUUGGGAGAACUUCUCGUACAGGAGGAUUCGUAGGUCGAUUGAUCGGAUCAAGCGGCAGGUUUGGCGUUCGGACACCGUUCCUCUCAUCACCAAAAAGUCGAAGAGAAUCAACUUGUUCACCAAAGCCGAGCAGAUUGAAAUUAACCGAGCCAGAGCUAUGAGGGAAUUGCCGGAUCUAAGUUUGGUGGUUGGGAAGCAACUCGGGUUCGUGGAACCGGACCAAAGCUCUAACGCAAACUCCUCUGAUCCCGGGGAGCCGAGAGCGACUGAGUCGGACGGGGCUCAGCUCGUGAGAAAGUCGGGGAGCAAGAGGAAGAAGAGGGAAGGCGUUUCUUCCGAGGAGAAGCAAGCCGAGGAGACUUCCACCGGUGGGGGCGCCGGAUCGGAGAAGAAGCGGGCGCGCAAGGAUCCCGUUGAGGUUCGGCCUUCCUCUGUGGAGAGAGGUGAGCUCCAGGCCUUGGAGCCUAGCAACAAUUCUCGAGAUGACGUUCUCCCGGAUCCGUCUCUCGAUGGUGGUCUUCAGGGGACUUCUUCUAAGGUGAAGAAGAAGUCGAAAAAGAAUAAUAAGAAGAGUGCCGGCGAAUCCUCGGGGCACGAGAUAGCGCCCAAUACGGAGAAGGAAACCGUGGAGGCUCCGACUACUGCCGUUUCCCUCCCCAAGGCGGCGGUUCGUGAAGAUGCCCGGGGAUCGAACAGGUCCUCUCCGAAGGCUCAGGAGGGUAAGGCUGUGCCGAAGAACCUGCAGGGGUUUUGCCCGGAUAAAGUGGACUUCAUUUUCAAGCGGGACACUCCUCUCGUUUGUAACGAGAGAGAUUGCGCUCGUUUCGUCCGCCAAGUCCGGGGAAGCAGAGAGCAUCUCCCACUCGUCAAGGACUUGGUUUUCCAGGACGACUACACCGCUGCUGCCGGUUCCUCGGUUAAGGUAAGUAAUUUUUGCGUUGCAUCCGUUCCUCGUCUUUCUUCUCACUUGGCUGUCUCCACCCAACUCCUUCUCUGA
Molecule: messenger RNA, 1990 nt
Organism: Raphanus sativus (radish)
Lineage: Eukaryota; Viridiplantae; Streptophyta; Magnoliopsida; Brassicales; Brassicaceae
Exons: 2
Coding region: 41-1990 (649 amino acids)
Source: RefSeq, a predicted model, not a curated record